Molecule: messenger RNA, 2316 nt
Organism: Arvicanthis niloticus (Nile rat)
Lineage: Eukaryota; Metazoa; Chordata; Mammalia; Rodentia; Muridae
Gene: Hnrnpr
Product: heterogeneous nuclear ribonucleoprotein R
Molecular function (GO): RNA binding
Source: RefSeq, a predicted model, not a curated record
GGGGUGGCGCGCGCGCCAUUUCUAGUCGUUUUCAAAGCGCCUCGCGCUGAUUCUCACGGGCCAGGUCGCCGGCCCCCCGCUCUGCCCUGCAGCAUAAUAAAAUGGCUAAUCAGGUGAAUGGUAAUGCGGUACAGUUAAAAGAAGAGGAAGAACCAAUGGAUACUUCCAGUGUAACUCACACAGAACACUACAAGACACUGAUAGAGGCAGGCCUCCCACAGAAGGUGGCAGAAAGACUUGAUGAAAUAUUUCAGACAGGGUUGGUAGCUUAUGUCGAUCUUGAUGAAAGAGCCAUUGAUGCUCUCAGGGAAUUUAAUGAAGAAGGAGCUCUGUCUGUACUACAGCAGUUCAAAGAAAGUGACUUAUCUCAUGUUCAGAACAAAAGUGCAUUUUUAUGUGGAGUUAUGAAGACCUACAGGCAAAGAGAGAAACAAGGCAGCAAGGUACAAGAGUCCACGAAAGGGCCCGAUGAAGCAAAGAUCAAGGCCUUGCUUGAGAGGACUGGUUAUACUUUGGAUGUAACCACAGGACAGAGGAAGUAUGGUGGUCCUCCACCAGACACUGUGUACUCGGGUGUGCAGCCUGGGAUUGGAACAGAGGUCUUCGUAGGUAAAAUUCCAAGAGACUUGUAUGAGGAUGAGUUGGUGCCCCUUUUUGAGAAGGCUGGUCCUAUCUGGGAUCUACGCCUCAUGAUGGAUCCACUCUCUGGUCAGAACAGAGGCUAUGCAUUUAUCACCUUCUGUGGAAAAGAAGCUGCCCAGGAAGCAGUUAAACUGUGUGACAGCUAUGAGAUUCGCCCUGGUAAACACCUGGGAGUGUGCAUUUCUGUGGCAAACAACAGACUUUUUGUUGGAUCCAUUCCAAAGAAUAAAACUAAAGAGAACAUUCUGGAAGAGUUCAGUAAAGUUACAGGUAAAACAAAAAUGCAUUUAGAAGCUAUGGAUGAAAUGAAUGGAAAAGAAAUAGAAGGGGAAGAAAUUGAAAUUGUCUUAGCUAAGCCACCUGACAAGAAAAGGAAAGAGCGUCAAGCUGCUAGACAGGCCUCCAGAAGCACUGCGUACGAAGAUUAUUAUUAUCACCCUCCUCCCCGAAUGCCACCUCCAAUGAGAGGUCGGGGUCGUGGAGGGAGAGGUGGAUAUGGCUACCCUCCAGAUUAUUACGGUUAUGAAGACUACUAUGAUGAUUACUAUGGUUAUGACUAUCACGACUACCGUGGAGGCUAUGAAGAUCCCUACUACGGCUAUGAUGAUGGCUAUGCAGUAAGAGGAAGAGGAGGAGGAAGGGGGGGGCGAGGUGCUCCACCACCACCAAGGGGGCGGGGAGCACCACCUCCAAGAGGUAGAGCUGGCUAUUCACAGAGGGGGGCACCUUUGGGACCACCAAGAGGCUCAAGGGGUGGCAGAGGGGGUCCUGCACAACAGCAGAGAGGCCGUGGUUCUCGUGGAGCUCGGGGCAAUCGAGGGGGCAAUGUAGGAGGCAAGAGGAAGGCAGAUGGGUACAGCCAGCCUGAUUCCAAACGUCGUCAGACCAACAACCAACAGAACUGGGGGUCCCAGCCCAUCGCUCAGCAGCCGCUUCAGCAAGGUGGUGACUAUUCUGGUAACUAUGGUUACAAUAAUGACAACCAAGAAUUUUAUCAGGAUACUUAUGGGCAACAGUGGAAAUAGACAAGUGAGGGCUUGAAAACGAUUCUGUCAAGAUCCAAUUGGCUCUAGAUCUACAUCCUUCAAACAAAAUUGGCGUAACUGUUUCAUCUUUAAGUAGCAGUUUGCUGCCAUUUGUAUUCAGCUGAAGAAGUCACUAUUGUGUAUAUACUCAAGGCUUCUUAUUUUUCUUCUUUUCUAAAUGCUCUUGGACAUUAUUGGGCUUGCAGAGUUCCCUUAUUCUGGGGUUACAAUGCUUUUAUCGUUCCAAGCUUCAUCUUAGCUUCAGAACAAACUGUUAAAUCAUGAUUUUGCAGAACCUUUGGUUUGGACAGUUCUGGUUUUUGGAUUUGGAAUAGAUUACAUAGGAGUCUGAAGUAUGCUGUAAAUAAAAAUGCAAGCCAGUGCUUUGUCUUAGUAGUUUUAAGAAAUUAAAGCAAACAGACUUAAGUUUCCUUGUAUUGAAAGUAACCUAUGACUGUAUGUUUUGCAUUCCUAGAAGCAGGUUAACUGUGUUUUUAAAUUGUUAUAAUCACACCUUUUUGAAAUCUGCCCUACAAAAUUUGUUUGGCUUAAACGUCAAAGCCGUGACAAUUUGUUCUUUGAUGUGAUUGUAUUUCCAAUUUCUUGUUCAUGUAAGAUUUCAAUAAAACUCAAAAAUCUAUUCAAAACA